AUGAGGCUUCCUAUAUCUGUCACACCUUCGAAGGCUGUGCAGAGUGUGACGACCGAUUCGACAUGUACCGUUGUCAAUGGAGAAACCAUCAUAGUCGAAUUGCAAGGCAAGCUCGAAAUCUCAAGUCAUGAUGAGGAUAUCGAUGAGAAUUCGGCGCGAGCAGGCCUAGAAAUUGGGAAACUCGACGUCUCCGAUCCAAGAAAACCUUUAUUAACAAUUGGUAAUCAUCAACUCGAAGGCAAGAUUGUUGAAUUCCCAUCCCCGCUGGCUUUACUUCGUAAAAUCGAACUUGGAGCUUUACCAUCGCCUUCCGAUACUCAAACCCAAUUAGACAUAAUAGCCCUUGUGAACCGUAAAAUUGUCUUUUCCAAACGACCACAUCCUAUAGUCAAAAUGGAAUGA
Molecule: messenger RNA, 402 nt
Organism: Melampsora larici-populina 98AG31
Lineage: Eukaryota; Fungi; Basidiomycota; Pucciniomycetes; Pucciniales; Melampsoraceae
Exons: 2
Coding region: 1-402 (133 amino acids)
Biological process (GO): mitotic sister chromatid cohesion
Cellular component (GO): Ctf18 RFC-like complex
Source: RefSeq, a predicted model, not a curated record